Oikopleura dioica is the source of this 1380-nucleotide messenger RNA. The record is from the annotation of a GenBank genome assembly. Lineage: Eukaryota; Metazoa; Chordata; Appendicularia; Copelata; Oikopleuridae.
AUGUACAGCUUGAUCGAGAAAACAACCGAUUAUGUCGGCCGUUACAUCAGUUUCACCAGCAAACCAGAGUACGACGAGAUUGGACAAAUAGAAGAUGUCGAGGACGAACUCAACUCCCUAAAAGACAGUCGUGUUUCUUCCUGGUACAACCACGAAUCCGAGCCGCUUAUCAACGAGCCGGAAGAGACCAAAUUAAAGCCUUUUCCGGCGAUGGCUCUACUCGUCUCCUCAAUGGCCGGAAUCGGGGUGCUUUCCUUCCCACUUGGCUUUGUCUACGCUGGAGGGAUUCUGAACGGAAUUCUGAUUCAAAUUCCAUUCCUUGCUUUUUGCUGGAUUACCAUCAAUGCUUUAGGUAUGAUAGCAAGAAAACACAACUGCGACGAGUACGAAGACAUCGUCACCGCUGUUCUCGGAAGCAAGGUCGACAAAAUCAUCAAAGUCAUCUUCUUCAUCUACUCGCUUGGCAGUAGCAUGGCGUAUUUUGUCGUGAUCAUAGAUCAAGGAAAAGCCUUCUUCGAUUUCAAACCUUCUUUUGCGCCGCUGCUUUGUCUUUUGCCUUUUCCGUUUUCCGUCGCGAAGAAUGUUGCUUUUUUGAAGCACACAGGGACAAUUGCAAUGGUCUGCAUGCUGGUCACGUGUGUCAUAACAGCUCUGGACUAUUUCCUCAACAUUCCGGAGAAUUUCACAGGAAUUAACAAUUCUAGUGACAUUGUGUCUGAAGUCUUGACAGAAGAACGCUCUCUUAUUGACGCGCUUAUGCUUCCGACCGCGACGCAUUUGAAGCCUCCUUCUUUAUCAUCGAUGUUUCUUGCACUUCCUCUUUUUUGCUUUGCUUAUCAAGGUCAUUUAGCUUCAGUUAAAAUCUACCGCCGCAUCGAGCGCCCGAAAAACUACCCUUGGAUCAGCGCUGGUUCUUUUUUAACUUCUUUCGUCUGCUACAACUUUGUUGGAACUUUCGUCCUCCUCUGCUUUGGCUCAUCUGUCAACCCGGAUUUCUUGAUGAGCUACCCUAAUCACUCAUUUAUCAUCGCCUUUGCUCGAAUCGGAACGCUUGGAUCUGUCACCGGAGCUUAUCCAGUUUUUGCCCUUACUGCUAGAAAGCUUCUUUCGGAAAAUACAGGCUUCCUUUACAGAUUUAUCUUCGCCUCCUCUUUCUUUGGAGUCUGUCUACUUGGCGCCAUCUAUUGCCCAAGUUAUGACAUCGUCUCCGGCAUCAUCGGUUCUUUCGCUGGACUCAUCAUGUUCGUCAUUCCGGGAGUAAUGAUGAUCGUCGCUUACAGUAAAAGAAAAUGCUACAGAGCCUAUAUGGGUGCAUUUUUCGCCACCUUUGGGUCUUUUCUCUUUGUCUUCUCAUUUAUUUACAACUUACUGUAUCGAUAA